This is a messenger RNA of Cynocephalus volans (Philippine flying lemur), 1987 nucleotides long. RefSeq names its product 3-ketodihydrosphingosine reductase (gene KDSR). Lineage: Eukaryota; Metazoa; Chordata; Mammalia; Dermoptera; Cynocephalidae. Gene Ontology annotation, biological process: sphingolipid biosynthetic process. The record is from RefSeq and is a predicted model, not a curated record. The transcript is spliced from 10 exons. The coding region runs from base 73 to 1071 and encodes 332 amino acids. Gene Ontology annotation, molecular function: 3-dehydrosphinganine reductase activity. Gene Ontology annotation, cellular component: endoplasmic reticulum membrane.
CCGCCGACCCCAGCGCGCUGUGCCUGCGCGGCCCCCGCCCGCCGCACCGAGCCCGUGGGCCCCGGCGGAGCGAUGCUGCUGCUGGCGGCCGCCUUCCUCGUGGCCUUCGUGCUGCUGCUGUACAUGGUGUCUCCGCUCAUCAGCCCCAAGCCCCUCGCCCUGCCCGGGGCGCAUGUGGUGGUAACAGGAGGUUCCAGCGGCAUUGGGAAGUGCAUUGCUAUCGAGUGCUAUAAACAAGGAGCAUUUAUAACUCUGGUUGCACGAAAUGAGGACAAGCUGCUGCAGGCAAAGAAAGAAAUUGAAAAGCACUCUAUUAAUGAUAAACAGGUGGUGCUUUGUAUAUCAGUUGAUAUCUCUCAAGACUAUAAACAAGUAGAGAAUGUCAUAAAACAAGCACAGGAGAAACUGGGUCCAGUGGACAUGCUCAUCAACUGUGCAGGAAUGUCACUGUCAGGAAAAUUUGAAGAUCUUGAAGUUAGUACUUUUGAAAAAUUAAUGAGCAUCAAUUACCUGGGCAGCGUGUACCCUAGCCGAGCGGUGAUCACCACCAUGAAGGAGCGCCGGGUGGGCAGGAUCGUCUUUGUGUCCUCUCAGGCGGGACAGUUGGGAUUGUUCGGGUUCACGGCCUACUCUCCAUCUAAGUUUGCUCUAAGGGGAUUGGCCGAAGCUUUGCAGAUGGAGGUGAAGCCGUAUAAUGUCUAUGUCACAGUUGCCUACCCGCCAGACACAGACACCCCUGGGUUUGCCAAAGAAAAUGAAACAAAGCCUUUGGAGACUCGACUUAUUUCAGAGACCACAUCUGUUUGCAAACCAGAACAGGUGGCCAAACAAAUUGUUAAAGAUGCCAUACAAGGAAAUUUUAAUAGUUCCAUUGGCUCAGAUGGGUACAUGCUCUCGGCCCUGACCUGUGGGAUGGCUCCCGUGACUUCCAUUACUGAAGGGCUCCAGCAGGUGGUCACCAUGGGUCUUUUCCGCAUUAUUGCUUUGUUUUACCUUGGAAGUUUUGAUAGCAUAGUUCGUCGUGGCAUGAUGCAGAGAACAAAAUCUGAAACUGCAGACAAAACUGACUGAUUCUUAUCCCUUGGAAAAAGACUGUUUCCAAAUAAUUUGAACAGCUUGCUGCUAAAUGGGACCCAGUUUUUGGCCUAGAGACAUACUUAUGUUUUGUUUGUUUUUGAAUAUGUGAGAUUGGACCAGUGCUCUUCAGAAAUCUGUCUAAAAGCAAGGGGAUAGAAGUUCAACUCCAGACAAUAUUAAUAAUACUAUGCAAAUAUGGAAUAGGAGACCAAUAGGGCUCGGAAGUGGAGAAGUGAUGGUAUGAGAACUAAUAGCAUGUGAACAGGGUAAGAACAGAAUUCCAGAACAAUAAUUUAAACUUUUUUUCUAUUUAUUCUUUUUCCCCCUAUAUAGAUAAAGUUCCAGAAAUGUACUUUAUGGCACAUAAGAAGUCUUGAGGAAUUUUUUUUAACUUUCCAUGAAAGGCAGUUUAUGGGUUUCUGGGGCUUUUCUUCUUUUCUUUUUAGCUUGGUGUAUUUUAUUCAAGAUGACUUUCACACAUUGCCAGGGAGUCUGAAUGUCGCUAACACCUCUGUGUUGUACUCAGGACUCACUCUGCUGCUGGUAGAAACUGGCUUCUCUCUCUCUUUGAUCCCAUAAAGCUACACAGGAGAUGGGAGAGGGCAAGGCUGCAGAAGGUAAGGAGAUACAUAUUUCCCAGUAGGAAAAACAAUGCUUUCUUGUCUUCUUCAGACUUGAACACUUAUGGAACUUUUCAUUUUUUGUUCAUGGGGAAAGGCAAACUCCUUAUGUUUUCUGAAGGUAAAUAAAAUCUUAGAAGCCUAAAAGUUUACAAUUUCUUUUAAAUAGCCAUGAUAACCCAAAGUUCACCUGUUCCAUUUUAGUGUCUGCUUAUUCUUCCCAUCUCUUCCUUUGCAAUUCUGUGUAUACUGCUAUAAUAUUUUUGUAAAAAAGAAAGAAAAGAAAAAAA